UGAGAAAAAACCUGACCACAGUGCAACUCAUGAGCAGGAAAAGAAAGAAAACUCCUCGUUGAAGACGCGAGGACACGAAACAAAUUGGGUUGGCGGGAAAAUCCAGCAGUUUUCUCUCUCUUUAGUAACAUUUGCCUGUCAACUCUUCUGAACUGAACAAAAUUACGGAGAUAGGGGCAUGGACAAAUAUUUGGUUCCCUCUGAUCCCUUUCCCAUUAACCCUAAACACAGUAAGAGGAGGAGGUCACAAUGGAAGAGAAGUCUACUGGAAUUGAACGGAAAAUUUGAUCGAAAGUACCAGCAUGAUGUUGCUGCUUUACUCAUGCAAUCUUAUUCAGAGGUUAUGGUAUUACCUCAUACUUAUCACAUCGAUGGAGCGCCUUGUCAAGCGCAUGUGAAUUGGUUUCUUCGUGGUGCUGGUACUGACUAUAGACAAAAUCGGUUAGGCGGAGAGGGUAUCUCGGCCUUGGAAUUUGAUAAAAAGGGCAUAUAUCUAGCAUCAGUGACUAAAUCAGGCUGCUUAACUGUGCAUGACUACGAAAGUCUCUAUUGCAAUGGUUCAAAAGAAGAUGAAACAAAGCAGUUGCUGCACAUUUCAACUGGUCAACAACUUGAUGUUGUUCGAUGGAACGUUUCCAAUCAAUAUGAGGUUGCUUGCACUUCUAUGAAAAGUUCAGAAGUAUGUAUAUUUGACAUCGGUUAUGUAUCUUCAGAACCGGUUGAAGUAUUAAGGAAAAGGCGUACCAUCUCUGUUCAUGGAUAUAAUGCUCAUAAAGGUUUCUCUGAUGUAGCAUUUUGUUCCCAUGAUGACUCAAGGUUACUUGCUUCUGAUGUCUCUGGUGUUAUAAAUAUAUGGGAUAGAAGAGCCAGUGAUCUUCCAUGUCUUGAGCUAGCAACCAAUUCUAGUAGUCCUCUUAACAGUAUCAAAUUGAAUGCAGAUGAUCAGGUUAUUUUUGGAGCUAGCAAGCAUGGAACUAUUUACAUGUGGGAUAUUCGUGGUGGAAGAUCAUCUGCUGCUUUCCAGAAUAACAGAGUGGUUAGUAAUUCUCCUAUAGCAACAGUUAAAUUGGCAUCUGAGCUAGAGAGAAUUGCUACCUUGAAGGCUCAGUCAAAUAUAAUUUCGAAGGAAAUACACUCCAUUGACAUAAAUCCAUCUUGCCAACAUCAACUGGCGUUUCAUCUUGACGAUGGUUGGUCAGGUGUUUUGGAUGUCCAUAGUUUGAAAGUCACACAUAUUCAUUGUCCCCCUCCGCCUUGGUUGGAUGACUUCAGUGAUUUGUCUAACUUACGUUGUUUACGGAAACCUUCAUGGCUACCAGCAUAUCCUAUUUAUGUGGUUGGAUCAUUGUCAAGUAAUGGGCUCUAUCUUUUGGAUUUCUAUCCAGAUUGUAGCUCCCCUUGCCAUGUCGAUUUCAAUGAGGAGAUGCAAGAGCUUUAUGGAGUAAAGAGCCAGCAUAAGCAAAAUCAAUUCGUUCCAACAACAGAAGGUGUUACUGCAUGUAUUGCUCAUCCCUCAAGUGGAACCAUUUUGGUUGGAACUGAGCAAUGCUGUAGGUCUAAAGUGGAGUUGGACAUGGACCAGCAAAGGCCAAAAAUUGCAAAUUAACAUGCACCAAAGCUGAUAUAUAUGACCUUGCAAUGCAUAAAAAGAUGGCAGAUGCCUUCAGGAUAUUCUUCACAUAUGUUGCAGAUGGUGUUACACCAUGCCAUUUAUUAUGUCUUUUAUAUACCACUUUCUCAAGUUUCAAGAAUUUCAAAUAAUCAGUUUUGGUGCAUGUUUUUUUUAUUGUAUCUUUUGAUUAAUUCACUUAUACAAUUACAUACAUAAUACACAAGUCAAUGAUUUUUUAAGGACAACGAGGAGCCUAAGCAGCCACCCAAUCCAGCAGAUGAGGGACAGUUGGCUGUAGACUCCAAUCCUCCCACCUUUCUUCAGUUUCUAGUGAAUCUUCCGGUGGUUUUCUGAUGCAGUUCCUUUGGAGGCAGCUGUGCCCUUAAUUGCUUUGUCUGUACAACAAUACAAUCUCCAUCUCUUUAUAGUCAAAGCCUAAGUUAUUCUGACACUAUUUCGAAGUGAUUGCAAUUUUAAAAACUGAAAAAAUAUUGAAAUGCUUGAUGUCUCUGAGAACCUCUUACAAUCCUUGUCUAAUUUAUUGCUUAUCUUGUUAAGAUGAUACUUUUCUCUAAACAGCAUGCUGGAAAACAUGUAAUUAAUACAAGCAUAUAUACCAGUUUGAUGCUAAUUUUCUGUUCUAACAAGUCAUUAUAUUCUUCUA
Messenger RNA from Capsicum annuum, 2276 nucleotides. RefSeq lists its product as uncharacterized. NCBI's taxonomy places the organism in Eukaryota, Viridiplantae, Streptophyta, Magnoliopsida, Solanales, Solanaceae. The transcript has 17 exons. Bases 179 to 1606 code for a protein of 475 amino acids. The record is from RefSeq and is a predicted model, not a curated record. Gene Ontology annotation, molecular function: protein binding.